UUUAACGGAAUUUGUGAUUAUUUCCAGUAGUGGUGAAAAAAAGAAAUUAUUUUUGAGAUGAACAGAGAAGGGCAUACGAAUGGUGCAUACGACAAGGAUAAUAAUGGUUUCGGACAGGGACAGAUGUUGCAAACGAUUGCCGAAGUGCCGAGAACUGAUGCCAUUGUACUGGAUCGCGAGUUCAGUUACGCCGAACAACCAAACACAUUUUCCGAGAAAUAUUCGUCCGAAAUUAAACUCGCUCGAACACUCAUCAUAAAUCUUGUAUUUGGUGCUUAUUUCGCAUGGGCUUCGUAUUAUUUUGUUAAAAACAAACAAUGGGAGUCAAAAUGUGGAAAUAUGUGGUGUGAUGGAUAUGGCAUGUUCUUCAUCUUGGUCGUUUUCACCUACACACUCAUCUUUUACUUCAAAGUUAUCAAGCGAUUCUUCGGACGUAGCAUUGCGAAAACCAUUCGACCAUAUUCAAGAAAAAUCACUACAACUUUCGAUCGCAAAAAAUAUAUGAAACUAAUCGUGGUUGCAAUUUUACUCACAAUAUUCGGUAUUUUCAUUGGCAUUGACUCGUACGAUUCGCCAGAACGGCUUCGAUCACUCCUUGGAAUCGUCAUUCUUCUGGGCAUUGGAUUCGUUUUCUCUAAACAUCGAACGCAUAUAAACUGGAGGACAGUUAUCUGUGGAAUGUCGCUGCAAUUUCUGAUGGGAAUUUUUUGUAUUCGUAUGAAUAUUGGACGGAAAAUUUUUGGAUGUCUUGGCGAUAGGGUAGCGGUAUUUUUUGAUUUUGCUAAAAAAGGAGCCUCAUUUGUCUAUGGUGAUGAUUUGGUUUACGGUAACAAAAGCCUGGAAUUUACAGCAGUGUUUGCGUUUUCGGUGUUGCCCGUUAUCUUCUUCUUCAGUUUCAUUGUUUCAAUAUUGUACUACUACGGCGCUAUGCAAUGGAUUAUCCAAAAAUUGGGCAAUCUACUUCAAUCAAUUAUGGGAACAACGCUAUGUGAAAGUGUGACAGUUGCUGCGAAUAUUUUCCUUGGAAUGACUGAAUCUCCAUUGAUCAUCAAACCGUACAUAAGAUACUUGACUGCGUCCGAAAUACAUGUGAUUAUGUCAUCCGGAUUUGCAACAGUCUCGGGCACCGUCUUAGCUGCCUAUAUGAACUUUGGAGCUGAUGCAUCUCAUUUGAUUACGUCUAGUGUAAUGGCAGCACCGGCCACUUUCGCAUUUUCAAAACUCAUUUAUCCCGAAACAGAAAUCAGCCAGACCACAUCGAAAUCAUUCAGCAUGGAGAAAUCCCAAGAGAACUCCGUAUUGGAUGCAGCGUCGAAUGGAGCCUUUGCUGCUGUGCAACUUAUUGCUGGAAUCAUUGCCAAUUUGGUGGCAUUUGUUUCGUUUGUUGCAUUUCUGAAUGCGGUCGUUGGCUGGCUUGGAAUGCUAGUGGGCUACGAUUUCUUGACCGUUGAGUGGUUCUUCGGCAAAAUGUUUAUUCCACUGGCUUACAUCAUUGGCAUUCCAUGGGAAGAUUGCGAAAAAGUCGGAGCUGUUAUUGCAUCAAAAAAUAUUAUAAAUGAAUUCGUAGCUUAUAAAAAAUUGGGCGAAUUGAAAAAUGCACAUGCCAUUUCAGAGCGAAGCGUUGCAAUCACAACGUUUGCCAUCUGUGGAUUUGCUAAUUUAAGCUCACUCGGUAUGAUGAUUGGAAAUCUCGGUACGAUGUGCCCAGAGAAACGAAGUAUCAUCACAUCUGUCUCAGUCCGUGCAUUAAUUUCCGGCUCAAUCAUUUGCUUCAUCAACGCGAGUAUAGCAGGUCUCUUGAUGACAAAUGAUAUUUUCAUGCAAGACGCGCAAAAUACUACAGUCACCAAUGGAACGAUCAAUUAGAUUAAGCAAUUUAUCAAUGAUAAAUUAAUAGCAGAUAAUGCAUUUUCUAUGGAAACGAAACCAAUUUGAAAAAAAAACACACACAUUUCUCGAAG
Molecule: messenger RNA, 1961 nt
Organism: Sitodiplosis mosellana (orange wheat blossom midge)
Lineage: Eukaryota; Metazoa; Arthropoda; Insecta; Diptera; Cecidomyiidae
Gene: CNT2
Exons: 10
Coding region: 58-1866 (602 amino acids)
Biological process (GO): nucleoside transmembrane transport
Cellular component (GO): membrane
Molecular function (GO): nucleoside:sodium symporter activity
Source: RefSeq, a predicted model, not a curated record